AUGGAGGCCAUUCGCUCGUUGGCGUGCUCCCUGUGGGGGUCCGUCACUUUCUGGAAAGCCGCCGCCAUUUGCUUUGCCUUGCUCAACCUAAAGACUCUCCCCAUUGUGUGGCAUAUCCGCGUUUAUCGCUACUUCUUCAAACAUGGCUACCUCAUCACCCCCGCCGUCGAACAGCCCGCCCGCCCCUGCACCGAGGUUCUCGAGCCCGUUAGCAUCUUCUCCCGCGCCCCCAUCAUGGAACUCGACUUCAACAUGCACAAAUCCAACUCGACCUACUUUUCCGAUCUCGAUGUCUCCCGUACCGCCCUCAUGUCCAACAUUGUCGUCAAGGGUGCCGCGCUCCUGGAAAAACGCCUGCACGCACAAGGAAAGAAAGGAUUCCUGGGUUUCAUUCUCGGCAGCGUCUACACCAGCUUCAAGCGCGAGAUCCCGGCCUACACCAAGUACGAGGUCAAGUCGCAUGUCGCCAGUUUCGAUCAGAAGUGGAUCUACAUUGUCACCUAUUUCCUGAAGCCGGGCAAGGGAAAGAAGGGCCAGGACGACCCCGAGGUUUUGAAGAAGCGUCUCUAUGCUGUGUCUAUUAGCAAGUAUGUCCUCAAGAAGGGCCGCUACACGGUUCCUCCGAAGGAUGUGUUCGAGGCUGCGGGAUACACGCCUUUCCUGUUCGAUACGGCGGAGAAUGGACACGCGACUGGGGUUGAGAACGGACACGUCAAUGGAGAUGCUGUUCAGCGGAAGGAGGCUGCUUCUGAUGUGCAGUCGGAUGAGUGGGAGCGCUUGAAGGCGGAGAUUGAUCGGGGGUUGACUGUUGUGGAGCCGAUCAUUGCUCAGGAGGAGAAGCUUAUGGAGGAUUAUGUUCACAAGAUGAGCAAGCCUGGGUUUGCUUAG
This is a messenger RNA of Aspergillus sclerotioniger CBS 115572, 888 nucleotides long. RefSeq lists its product as uncharacterized. Bases 1 to 888 code for a protein of 295 amino acids. Lineage: Eukaryota; Fungi; Ascomycota; Eurotiomycetes; Eurotiales; Aspergillaceae. The transcript is spliced from 2 exons. The record is from RefSeq and is a predicted model, not a curated record.